AUGUCUUCUUCGAUAUACUACCAGUUCCGGUCACAAAGAGAGCCUUUGCGAAUCAACUUUGACGGCACUGGAAUCUCAAUUUUCGAUCUCAAGAGAGAAAUCAUACUUGCAAACAAGCUGGGCGACGGAACUGAUUUCGAUCUUUCGGUAUACAAUGCUGAUACAAACGAUGAGUACGAAGACGACGCCGAGAUCCUACCUCGGUCGUCAUCAGUCAUCGUCCGUCGAAAAGCACCCUCGAAACAAGGCCACGGCACAGCAGCCCGCUACGCGAGCGCCAAAGCACCACCGAUGUCAGUCGUCAGCGGCAACUCCUUGUCCGGCCGAAGGGCAGCAGACGGCGGCGGCGGCGGCGGGUAUAACAAGCGGGUGCUGCCACCGCAGCCGACUGUGCCGAUCGCGCAAGGUACUGGGCCUGUGUCUGCUGGAGAUGAUGAUAUCAGCGCGAUGUUGGCGGCUGAGUCGGAGAAUUGGGCGAAUACACAGAAUAGAAUGGCUGCAGCGACACCGGUGUACGGUCGUGGAAAUAAUAGCAAUCGGCCACAGAGACCUGCCCCUGAUCACCCUCCACCUCCUACAUAUAUCUGCCAUAGAUGUUUCCAGAAAGGCCACUGGAUUUACAAUUGCCCGACGAACAACGACCCUACGUUCGAAAACGUGAGAGCGAAACGAACGACCGGUAUCCCCAAAUCCUUCCUGAAGACCGUGUCCAAGGACGAGAUCUCAGCGAUGGAAUCCAGCGCCGGCGGCAGCGGCAACGGUCUGCGGGACCACGUCCGAGUGAACGAGAACGGAGAGUAUGUAGUUGUCCGGCCGGACUCGGCCGCGUGGCAGUCGUAUUUGCAGAAACAGACCGCGGAGGAUGACGGCGACCAAAGUAGUGAUGGCGAAGGAGCUGGCGAGAGGAAGCGGAAGAGGUCGAGAAGAGCGGGCGAUUGA
Myxozyma melibiosi is the source of this 939-nucleotide messenger RNA. RefSeq names its product DWNN domain-containing protein. Bases 1 to 939 code for a protein of 312 amino acids. The transcript is spliced from 4 exons. The record is from RefSeq and is a predicted model, not a curated record. Gene Ontology annotation, biological process: ubiquitin-dependent protein catabolic process; protein ubiquitination. Gene Ontology annotation, cellular component: nucleus. Lineage: Eukaryota; Fungi; Ascomycota; Lipomycetes; Lipomycetales; Lipomycetaceae. Gene Ontology annotation, molecular function: nucleic acid binding; ubiquitin protein ligase activity; zinc ion binding.